AUGAGUAGUGUGUCGCGAUUCUUAACGUCAUGUACUCGAUCCCGUUCACCAGCACUAUGUACGUCCUGCCGGAGUAUGGCUUCUAAUGCCUGGUUCGCUGGCGGCGACACCUCAACUUCCUUUACAGGCAUAUUGAAGGGAUUUACGACCUGUGUCUGUGGGAUUGCAUGCAUUAACCUAUGCUUCCGCGGGAAUAUUUGGGGACAGGUGGAGAGUGAGAAGGAUGUUUACAUACCAAUAGCGGCGUUUCGAUCACGAGUUCCAGAACCAACAACAGAUGGUUUUGUAGAUGGUUCAGAGCAGGAUAACGAUAGGCGGCCGCCACACCUAAAGAAGUAG
Messenger RNA from Trypanosoma theileri, 339 nucleotides. RefSeq lists its product as uncharacterized. Bases 1 to 339 code for a protein of 112 amino acids. NCBI's taxonomy places the organism in Eukaryota, Euglenozoa, Kinetoplastea, Trypanosomatida, Trypanosomatidae. The transcript has a single exon. The record is from RefSeq and is a predicted model, not a curated record.